This is a messenger RNA of Patiria miniata (bat star), 4364 nucleotides long. Its product is annotated as glutamate receptor ionotropic, kainate 2-like. Gene Ontology annotation, biological process: monoatomic ion transport; synaptic transmission, glutamatergic; modulation of chemical synaptic transmission. Bases 30 to 2624 code for a protein of 864 amino acids. Gene Ontology annotation, cellular component: postsynaptic membrane; plasma membrane; presynaptic membrane. The transcript is spliced from 13 exons. NCBI's taxonomy places the organism in Eukaryota, Metazoa, Echinodermata, Asteroidea, Valvatida, Asterinidae. Gene Ontology annotation, molecular function: kainate selective glutamate receptor activity; transmitter-gated monoatomic ion channel activity involved in regulation of postsynaptic membrane potential. The record is from RefSeq and is a predicted model, not a curated record.
UAGGUGGAAUUUUCGACCAAAGUGCCGAGAUGAGCAACGCAGAGAGAGCUUUCCGCUUCGCCAUAGAGCGGCUGAACGCCCAGAACUACUUCAACGGCACAACCUUAGUGCCAGACGCCCGCCACGUGGCCAACAACGACAUUUUUAAUGCCACCAAAACAGUUUGUCGACAGUUGUCCAAGGGAGUUGCCGCCAUCUUUGGCCCUGCCUCGCAGGAGAGCGCCACAGCUGUGGGAUCGGUCUGCAGGACCAUGGAAAUCCCCUUCGUGGAAACGAGGUGGGAGCACGAACCGCGCGACAGUCUGAAGACCUCCAUCAACCUCCAUCCCAGCAACAAGCACAUCAGCAUGGUCAUCAAGGAUAUCGUCUUCUACUACCACUGGACGACUAUCACGAUCGUGUACGAGGAAGAUGCCGCGCUGACGCGUUUACAGGAGGUCCUACACGCCUCGGCAGAGCCCAUGAAGAUCAAGGUCACUGUCUACCGCAUCCCGUCCAGGCCGGACAUGCGGGACCUGCUGAAGGAGAUCAAGACGUCCGGAGCCAGACACAUCAUCAUUGACUGCCGGAGCGAGACGCUGUAUCCACUCCUGGAGCAGAUUAUGGAGAUGCAGAUGUUGCGAAGUUAUUAUCAUUACUUAUUCACCUCAAUGGACGUCGCCCUCCUAAACAUGUCCCGAUAUAACGGGGACGGGGUGAACAUCACGGCCGUCCAUCUUCACGACAGGGAAAGCGCGCAGUUCCAUCGAGUCGCCGUGGAGUGGCGGGCGAGGUUCCGCGGAACCGAUGCCCACCCGAUGGAUAAAGGCUUGACGACGGAAGCAUCGCUGGUGAUUGAUGCAGUGAACGUCAUGGCCCAAGCGCUGACGAUGGGCAUCGGUCGCAAUAUGACUCUCCAACGUCUUUCCUGCUUCGACAAACGGCCUCAUAGUCCUAGCGUGUGGGACUACGGGCUGUCAUUCUUCAACUACUUGAAAAGCGUGAACUUGAAGAACGGCCUGACUGGUGACGUCAACUUCAGCGCCUUCGGGGAACGGGAGAACCCAACGAUAUUUAUCUCUGAACUGACUGAUACAAACGGAUUGGAACAGAGAGGCUUCUGGAACACGUCAAGGCAACUGUACAUGAAGCCUCGAGAUGAAACCAUCAUUACAGACCCUUCCUCCUUCAUCAACAGAACACUGAUUGUUACAACUAUAAGGGAGCAGCCGUACGUCAUGUUCAGGGAGACCAAAGAUGGAGUCCCGGUCACUGGUAAUGCCCGCUACUAUGGUUACUGCAUCGACAUGCUGCAGAAGAUCUCUGAGCGCCUCCAUUUCAACUACCAGAUUGUGGAGGUGGAGGACGACAACUACGGCUCAAAGUUGGAAUCCGGAAGAUGGAACGGCAUGGUUGGGGAACUAAUUGAAAGGAAAGCUGAUCUGGCUGUGGCUCCACUGACCAUCACCUACAGCAGAGAGCAGGUCAUGGACUUCUCCAAGCCCUACAUGCAUCUAGGCAUCACCAUCCUGUAUCGCAGCCCGGAGCCCCAGAACCCGGGCGUCUUCUCCUUCCUCAACCCCCUCUCCUUCGACGUCUGGCUCUAUGUGGUCCUGGCCUUCUUCCUUGUCAGCAUCACCCUCUUCCUCCUGGCCCGUUUCAGCCCCUACGAGUGGUACAACUCCCACCCGUGCAACCCAGAGUAUGACGAGGUCGAGAACCAGUUCAAUCUGACCAACUGUUUAUGGUUCUCCUUCGGCGGGCUGAUGCAGCAGGGCUCGGAGGUCAACCCCCGGGCUUUCUCCACCAGGGUCCUGAGCGGCUUCUGGUGGUUCUUCUCUCUCAUCCUGGUGUCGUCGUACACCGCUAACCUCGCUGCCUUCCUGACUGUGGAGAGGAUGGUGUCUCCCAUCAGCAGUGCCGAUGAUCUCUCCAAGCAAACUGAGAUUGAGUACGGCACAAGAAGUGGCGGAUCGACGGAAACAUUUUUCAGUCGCUCAAAAAUCCCCACCUACCAAACAAUGUACGAGUUCAUGAGUGCCCGACCGCACGUCUUCUCGAAAACCUACGACGCUGGGAUCGAGAGAGUCCUGAACUCCAAGAACUACGCCUUUCUCUUGGAGUCCACCACGGCGGAGUACCGCAUCUCGCAGCACUGCAACAAUCUGACGCUCAUUGGAGGGCUGUUGAAUUCAAGGGGCUACGGCAUCGGUACACCGCUAGGUUCAGCCCUUCGGGACGAGGUCACCAAGGCCAUCCUGAGUCUCCAGGAGGACGACACGCUGCUCAAACUCAAGCAGAAGUGGUGGAAGACGAGCAACUGCCAGUCCAGCCUCAACCAGAAGGAGGACGCCAACGAGCUGGGCGUCAAGAACAUCGGCGGCAUCUUCCUGGUGCUCAUCACAGGGCUGCUGGCCGGGGUGAUGGCCGCUGUGGCAGAGUUCGUCUGGAAAUCGCGACAAAAUGCUACACUAGACAGCAAAUCCCUUUGCGGCGAGAUGAUGGCGGAAUUGAGGUUCGCCUGCCGAUGCAACAAGAGGCGAAACAGCAAACCGGUCAUAGAGCACAAGUACAUCCCAACCACGCCCUACCCAGCCCCGGGCAUGAACGGACAGGCCAUACAAAUGGCAGAAACGGUGGCUUGAUGACGUCAGACUCUGAGGCAGACUCUCAGUUUUGACAAAACUAGCCAGUUUGUAAUUUAAACGCCAGUUGACUCAGUGGAUUAGGCCUACGGUGUUUGUUUGUACGAAGGGAAAGCACGACAAGGAGACUACAUUAGAUUUGGACCAGCAGAGAUAAAGCAUUCCUAGGAGACGUGAGAAAGUGGAGAAUUAUGGAGGGAGCUCGCCGAUUCUUUUAGCGUUGUAAACCCUCCUAGGAGACGUGGGAAUCUUGAUCGUUUGAAAAUUGCAGACCCAGAGCCUGCCGCGAACAGUGGGGGCAGCAAACAGUGAGGACUGCAGGUUCGCUGUCUGGAUCACUUUCACAGAGAGCAACUGUGAUUGCUGACUGUAUUCAAUGAAUAAACUUGAAACUUUGCCAGCAUGGUGGUAGUGUAAACUAGUGAGGGUUUUCGGUAACACCAUGUGGAUGAAUCUCUUUUAAGAAGAUGUGUGGUUCUGAAAAAACCGGUGGUUGUGAGACUCGACGUUCCGAUCAGUAUGCUCAGUUUAGUCUAGGUCUUCCAUAAUUUGCAUUUGUAUACAUAUACCGUCCCAGAGCAUCGCGAGGUGAAUUUCAUCCCGCACAGAUUCACACUUCGCAAGCAGCAAUGUAGUAUCAAAAAUCCAAUAUCGUGUCUAGGAUUUUGAGAAAUAUCUCUCUUAGUACAUGCAAGGUAGAAUGUCGUUCAAACAUCACAAAGCCUGGAUAAUGUCUUGGCUACCAAGGUAGCAGCCUCAGUUUUUGUGGACGUCUUGGAGAAAGCUUCCAAUCGGGCGGGAGGUGUAAACGCAGGAGCUAUCACCAAUCGAGAGUGUCUCAACGAGUGACAGGCCCCAGUGAUAUUUAUUGCGUAUUUUUUUGUACUUUAAGUAAUCUAGAUGUGUCCCGAAAUCGGAGUUAAUGUUCUAGCCUAUGGUACCAAUAAUGAGUGAAUGAUUAACAGUCACUAAGUUAUAUUCGCUACUGGUAAACACCGACUUUGGAUAUUCUUCAUUAUGGAAGGAGGCGCUGUCAUUGUUAGAUGUUCAGAUGUAUAGGUGCACCGGCAAGCUCUUCACCGGUCUCUGCUGAGCUGAGCAGGACGACCUGUGACUGUUGAUGGCAAAAAGUACAAGGUUAAAAGUUGAGAUAUGUUUGAAUUUGGACGUUGCUUGUCAUGUAUCUUACUGAUGCAGGCAAUCGGUGGAUGCACGCGUGUAGUCUACGUGAAACAGGGUAGUGUGAGCCAGUUGUGCGGAGGACCAGUUAUCUUUAGCCUACGUCUUGUCGAUGGGCUUAGUUUGGUCGUAAAGGAUCAAUAUUUGGAAACUCCAUCGACUCAGACAUGCAAAAAUAGUGGUUCUGCUCUGGUCGGACAAAAAAUGUCUUUCUUCUUCAAAAACAAUUAUGCAAACGGUGGAGGAAUGCGUCUUCUUCCACAAUCGUUCCUUUAGCAUUGAUUGAUUAACUUCGUAAAUAUAUAUUGAACUUUAGUCAUGCCAACACAUUUACAUGUCGCCCAGCACUCGUAAGAUACUUUGAAUUUCUGUUUAGGCCUCAUUUAACUUGGUUAAGCAAGAACAGGUGCGCUUUUUAAACUAAUUAUUUACACUGUAAACAAUUACACUGUAACAUAAAACCAAAAACGAGGUUCCACAAUUUGUUUUUAUGCACGAUGAGUUUCUUCCAUAUAAUAAUAUCCUUCAUAGACAAAACUACAUCUACAUAAGAGAAUUAAA